Messenger RNA from Oikopleura dioica, 693 nucleotides. The record is from the annotation of a GenBank genome assembly. NCBI's taxonomy places the organism in Eukaryota, Metazoa, Chordata, Appendicularia, Copelata, Oikopleuridae.
AUGCAUGCUAUUUCUUCGCUCAAAAAAACCGGCUCGCGCGCUAGCAUUUCUCGUUCGCUUGAUAAAAAUGACGAUUUUCAGACCUUCGAAGAUGAGUAUCAAUUGACUUCUCCUCGUGAGUUGAGAAAAUCAAGGUCGAAAAUGAGCAUCAAUGAAAACGGGGAAAAGAUCUCGCGAUCAGCUUCGAAACGAUCACGUGGGAGAAGAUCUGAAUCGAGAAAUCGAGACCGAGAUGGCCGCGAAAGAGGGGAGGACGAAAAGAAGGAAAGAUCAAGAGAUCGGUCGAGCUCAAGAACAAGAGGCCACAGGUCGGAAUCGAGGUCGAGAAGGUCGCCAAAAUCGAGUCGGAGAUCAGAAUCGAGAGAUAGAAGGCAUCACUCGCCGACUUCGAGAAAACGAUCGGAAUCAAGACACAGAUCCCCGUCGCGAGACAGAAGAAAAAGAUCGCCGUCACGUGAUCGUCGUCGCUCCGAAUCGAGAACAAAUCUCGAAAACGUGGGUAGAUCCGAGGAGAAAUCAAGGAAGAGAAGCCCAAGUCGCCAAAGAAGAAGCAAAAAGGAUCCUGAGGCGGAUCAUCAUCACGGGUCUACAGCUAAUUUACGGGAUCAAGGAGGAGACCAAGGAAAACGCCGCCGAAGACGAAAAAACAAGGAGCGACCUGAAAAUCCCGACGAAGCGUUCUCUGCCCUUUAA